AUGGCUUCCGAGGCCGCCCUUACCUUGGACGGCUCUGAUGUAUUGACAUUAUCUGAUGAAACAGAGUAUCAAGACGUGCAACGGGGCUUCGCGGAUACAACCGAAGAAGGCGGAGGAGAGUCUCAAGAGUCUUGUAGACAUGCCAAGAAGCAGGGAGUUGGCUCCAUUGUUCAAGGUGAUACAGCGGGUAAUAAGACUCGGUGUCUGAAUUGA
Molecule: messenger RNA, 213 nt
Organism: Paracoccidioides lutzii Pb01
Exons: 1
Coding region: 1-213 (70 amino acids)
Source: RefSeq, a predicted model, not a curated record